AUGGACGAGCGUACACCUCUCAUAUCGACUGUCCCCGUGACUCGACCCCGCCAUGGGUAUCGUCACUCGACUUUCCGCCGAUUCUGCACCAUCGCCCUAGGAAGCAGCCUCAUCGCAAUCGUGAUAUGCUUUCUCGUCCCAUUCGCGAUCCUGCCUCGAGGCCACGGCUCCCUGUCCUCUUACCUUCCCUGGUCUCGGCCCUUUCCCAGUUCAUGGCCGCACAGUAGCGGCAUCACCUUUGAAGAACUCCGAGAUAUCUUAUCGACGACGCCAAAUAUGGACCAGAUACGUUCGUGGAGUGAAUACUACACCGCCGGCCCCCACCUUGCGGGCAAGAACCUUAGCCAGGCCGUGUGGACACGCGAGAGAUGGGAAGAGUUUGGAGUCAAGUCUGAAAUUGUCGCAUAUGACGUCUACAUCAACUAUCCCAUUUCGCACCGGUUGGCCCUCUUCAAAGAAGGGAACCUGAAGUAUGAAUGCAGCUUGGAAGAGGAUGUCAUCGAGGACGAUCCAACAACAUCAUUGAAAGACCGGGUUCCAACCUUCCAUGGCUAUUCUGCAAGCGGCAACGUCACUGCACCGUACGUCUAUGUCAACUUUGGCACCUAUCAAGAUUUCGAAGAUUUACAGGCUGCCAACAUAACCUUGAAGGGGAAGAUUGCAUUUGCAAAAUAUGGACGGAUCUUCCGCGGUCUGAAAGUCAAGCGCGCCCAAGAGCUGGGCAUGGUCGGGGUGGUCAUGUACUCGGAUCCGCAGGAGGACGGCGAGAUCACAGAGGAGAACGGGUACAAACCCUACCCCGAAGGACCCGCGAGGAAUCCAAGCAGUGUCCAGCGAGGCAGUACACAAUACAUAAGCACUCUCCCUGGGGAUCCAACGACUCCUGGGUAUCCCUCCAAGCCGGGAGUACCUCGAGUAGACCCCCAUGGGUCUACGCCUCAGAUCCCCUCGCUUCCCAUUUCUUACACUGACGCUCUUCCCCUCCUCAAGGCGCUCAAUGGCCACGGUCCCAACGCGACAUCUUUUGAUGAACAUUGGCAGGGAGGGGGACUCGCCUACAAGGGUGUGAAUUACAAUAUUGGACCCUCUCCCGACUCUGUCGUCCUGAACCUGGUGAACGAACAAGAUUAUGUGACAACGCCCCUGUGGAACGUGAUUGGCGUCGUCAAUGGGACCAUACCCGAUGAGGUUGUCGUGUUGGGUAAUCACCGAGAUGCAUGGAUCGCAGGAGGUGCGGGAGAUCCAAAUUCAGGCUCGGCGGCGCUCAACGAGGUCAUCCGCUCCAUUGGGCAAGCUCUCGAGGCCGGCUGGAAGCCACUCCGCACUAUCGUCUUUGCCAGCUGGGACGGCGAAGAGUACGGUCUGGUAGGGUCGACUGAGUGGGUUGAAGAGUUUCUUCCCUGGUUGUCCGCCAGUGCGGUGGCUUAUCUCAACGUUGAUGUUGGCGCCCGCGGGAAGCACUUUGAGGCUGCGGCAUCUCCCCUUCUCAACAGGCUCAUCUACAACGUCACCGAUGCAGUCCCAUCACCCAACCAGACCACGAAAGGGCAGUCCGUCGGCGACGUUUGGGACGGUCGAAUCCGAACUAUGGGCUCCGGGAGCGAUUUCACGGCAUUCCAGGACUUUGCCGGUAUUCCGUCCUUGGAUCUCGGCUUCGGUAGUGGUCGAAACGAUGCAGUUUAUCAUUACCACUCCAACUAUGACAGUUUCCAUUGGAUGGACGACUACGGCGACAAAGGAUGGCACUACCAUGUCGCAAUUGCCAAGGUAUGGGGGCUGCUCGCCGCCCAACUUUCGGAAACGCCGAUUUUAUACUUGAGCGCGAGCGAUUAUGCAAACGGCUUGUCAAGGUACCUGGAGGACGUCAAGUCAGGAGCAAAGGAAUAUCCGAUCAUGUCGAGCUUCAGCUUUCGUGAGCUAGACAAAGCUACCACCAAGUUUCGAAAAUCGGCGGCCAGCUUUGACAAAUAUACGGCUAGGUUGGCCCAGCGGCUUACCAAGCAAGUACCAUGGUGGCAAUGGUGGAAAAAGGUCAAACUCUUUUAUGAGGUGCGUAAGGUGAAUGAAAAAUACAAGAUUUUGGAACGGCAGUUUCUCUUCCCUGGCGGACUCGACAACAGGCCUUGGUUCAAACACGUCGUCUUUGCCCCAGGGCGGUGGACAGGCUAUGCCGGAGCCACAUAUCCUGGUCUUGUCGAGAGCUUUGAGGACAGAAACAUAACGAAUGCGGAGCGAUGGGAGCAUAUCAUUAGAGAAAGGUUGGGUGCGGCCACAGAACUGCUGGGGUGA
Capronia epimyces CBS 606.96 is the source of this 2289-nucleotide messenger RNA. Its product is annotated as glutamate carboxypeptidase II. The transcript is spliced from 2 exons. Lineage: Eukaryota; Fungi; Ascomycota; Eurotiomycetes; Chaetothyriales; Herpotrichiellaceae. Gene Ontology annotation, molecular function: carboxypeptidase activity. Bases 1 to 2289 code for a protein of 762 amino acids. The record is from RefSeq and is a predicted model, not a curated record.